Prinia subflava (tawny-flanked prinia) is the source of this 1013-nucleotide messenger RNA. Its product is annotated as mas-related G-protein coupled receptor member H-like. Gene Ontology annotation, molecular function: G protein-coupled receptor activity. Gene Ontology annotation, biological process: G protein-coupled receptor signaling pathway. Gene Ontology annotation, cellular component: membrane. The transcript has a single exon. NCBI's taxonomy places the organism in Eukaryota, Metazoa, Chordata, Aves, Passeriformes, Cisticolidae. The coding region runs from base 1 to 984 and encodes 327 amino acids. The record is from RefSeq and is a predicted model, not a curated record.
AUGGAGGAGAACACCACAACAAACUUCACCACAAAUGAUACACUCUAUGGAUCUCUGGAUUGGGAGGAAUUAAUCAAGGAACAAUGCUCCAGCAUUCCCUACAGCCUGAUUGCCUUUGCAGGAGUGUGCCUGGGGAUUUCACUCUGUGGGCUGGUGGGGAAUGGGGUGGUCAUGUGGUUUCUGUGCUUCCACACAAAGCAGAGCCCCUUCACUGUCUACAUCCUAAACCUGGCUGUUGCUGACUUCUCCCUGCUCCUCCUGUUUCUCCUGCUUAUGCUGGCUUUUCUGACCUUGGUAGCAUUUUGCACAUCUUUGUUGCCUUUUAUUCAUCACUAUCAGCAUUUGGUGUUUUUCACUGGGUUCCUGUGCCACCUGUUUGACCUGAGCGGCCUGGGGCUGCUGGCAGCCCUCAGCGUGGAGCGCUGCGUCUCCGUCCUCUGCCCCAUCUGGUACCGCUGCCGCCGCCCCCGGCACCUCUCGGGCAUUGUCAGCGCGGCCCUCUGGGCCCUCGCAGGGCUUUUGGUGUCCUCCCUCUACCUCACUUUUACUGAGGACUCUGAGACCAUCCUUGCAGGUGUAGUCCUCGCCAUUUCUGUGGUUUUUUCCCUCAUGAUGUUGGUUUCCAACCUAUUUCUAUUCCUCAAGCUGCGCUGUGGCUCCCGGAGGCGGCAGCCGGGGAAGCUGUUUGUGGCCAUCCUGCUCAAUGUGCUGCUGUUCUUCGCCUUUGGCAUCCCUUUCUGCGUGGAGGUUUUCCUCAAUCUCCCUUAUUCCGGUGAUUUAUUCCCAGGAGACCCCUCUCUGCUGCUGGCACUGCUGAACUGCACCCUGAACCCGGUGGUUUACGUGCUGGUGGGGAGCUGCCGGCGGCGGCGCUUGCAGCGCUCCGUCAGAGUGGCUCUGCGGAGGGUGUUUGAGGAGAAAGCUGGCAGUGAGGAGGGGAGCCACGGCCCUGGGGACACUGUGGUGGAGGUGACAGCUCUGUGAGGCACUUGUGGACACGUGGCACCCGGAGA